Messenger RNA from Macrobrachium nipponense, 3785 nucleotides. Its product is annotated as WD and tetratricopeptide repeats protein 1-like. The transcript has 13 exons. Gene Ontology annotation, biological process: negative regulation of fatty acid biosynthetic process. Gene Ontology annotation, cellular component: cytoplasm; Cul4-RING E3 ubiquitin ligase complex. The coding region runs from base 169 to 2226 and encodes 685 amino acids. Gene Ontology annotation, molecular function: protein binding. NCBI's taxonomy places the organism in Eukaryota, Metazoa, Arthropoda, Malacostraca, Decapoda, Palaemonidae. The record is from RefSeq and is a predicted model, not a curated record.
UUUACUCCUGGCCCUGAAGCCAAGGAGUCCUGCAGCAGCCAUCCCUUCAUUACUCAGCACCAGCAUGUCGUGUUUCGAAGACCUGCAAGGAGGCAGUCUCUCUUGCAGCUGCAAAGACAUAGAGAAAUACAGGAUGUAAGCUGGCAGAGUUUUGCUCGCCAGAAUCAAAUGACCCGAUCCUUGGUGUCUCGGUUAGGAAUCAUCAAGUCAUUGGAAGGUCACAGAGGUUGUGUUAACUGUAUCGAGUUCAACAGUGAGGGCAACUUACUGCUUUCUGGAUCUGAUGAUUACAAUAUCAUACUGUGGGACGUCUACCGUCAAAAGAGAAUAAAGACGCUACCAACUGGUCAUAGAGGCAACAUUUUUUCUGUCAAGUUUCUACCUCAAAGUGAAGAUCGUGUAGUCAUAUCAGGUGCAGGGGAUGGAAAAAUAGAAGUUCGAGAGGUAGAGACGGGAGAUGUUACUCAGUUGUGUACAUGUCAUUGUGAACGGGUCAAGAGAAUAGCAACAGUACCUACAUUACCCAAUGCCUUUUUUUCUGCAUCUGAGGAUGGCACUGUAAUGUUAUAUGACAUGAGAGCCCCUCAUACAUGUAACUCGCAAACCAACAAUGUAUUGAUAAAUUUGAGGUGUCAUGCUGGUCGAACUGCUGAGUGCAAAUGCAUAACGGUUAAUCCUACAAAACCUGAGUUGUUAGCUGUUGGAGCAAGUGAUCCAUAUAUAAGAAUAUAUGAUAGGAGAAUGAUCAAGUUGACCAGUUUGCAAUAUCCCCCGGGUGGAACUAUGCGGAGUCAGUGGGAAAGAAGCAACUAUGCCACAAAUCAACUUGAUGCCUCAUCAGAUAACCUUCCCUCAGGAUGUGUUCAGUAUUUAGUUCCAGGUCAUCUACCAGAUAAGUUAAAGGAAUACUACAAACGAUAUCGGUCUCUUGCUACGACGUACCUGACAUACAGUGCAGAUGGCACUCAUCUUUUAGCAAACCUUGGAGGGGAGCAUAUUUACCUUUUCAAUAUGACAUCUCCACUUCAUCCUAGGAGUUAUGUUCCCCCUCCUCUGCCAAAGUUACACUCCAAGGAUGGUGACGGGCUUUCAAAUGGUGUCUGCAAGAGUAUAUCCUCAAAUACCAAUGGAAUUUCAAGUCAUCUCAGUAACGGAGAGAAAACAUCCUCUCCUCGUUUCCCUGUGUCUGCUCCCCUUCCUCCAAGAGCAGAAACUCUCAAGGCAAGAGCCAACCAAGCUUUUGCUGCAGAGAAUUACAUAACUGCUCUACAACUUUACAAUCAGGCCGCCCAGAUCUGUCCAAGUUCUGCAGUUUUAUACAGUAAUAGGGCAGCAGCUCUCAUGAAAAGAAAAUGGGAAGGUGAUAUUUAUGCUGCCCUCAAAGAUUGUUUCACGGCUCUAGAGAUUGAUCCGUAUCAUGUAAAAGCUCAUUUCAGGUUAGCUCGGUGUUUGCAUCAGCUUGGUCGUGAUCAGGAGGCCCAGAUCUGUUUAAAUGAAUUCAAGAAGCUGCAUCCAGAUCACAGUAAUUCUCCAGCGUGUACUGCCUUAGCCAAUGAGAUUGCAACUUCAUUAUGCCAACAAGACGGUAAAUUUGGGAAUAAUGAAGGUGAUAGUGAUGAUGAACAGUUAUUAGGAGGACCCUUUUCCUUGCCUACUCCAAGUCCGCAAGAACAAGAGUGGCGUUCCAGAGCUACGGAUUAUCACAAAUCUUACUGUGGGCAUUGUAAUACAACAACUGACAUCAAAGAGGCUGCAUUCCUUGGAAGGGAUGGCCAAUUCAUUGCUGCAGGGUCAGAUGAUGGGAACCUUUUCAUUUGGGAUCGGAACACAACUAAUCUUGUCCGUGUGCUCCCUGGGGAUGAAUCAAUUGUCAAUUGUGUCCAGCCGCAUCCACAUACGUGUCUUCUUGCUACUAGUGGCAUAGAAUCCGUCGUCAAGCUUUGGGCUCCUCUUCCACAGAUGGACAACGAAAGUGAGGCAAACGUUGAUGUAGAACAAGUUGCAAGAGCCAAUCAACAACGGAUGGGAGCAGAUCCUUUAGAAAUGAUGUUGCUACAUAUGGGUAGUAUGGCUCAUGGCAACAUUGCUCAUGUCUUUGGUGGGGGUGGCAGUGGUGAAGGAAGAGGAGGGCCAGGGCAAGGCAGUGAUAAUUCGCCAAGGGGUGACCCAUCACCUGAAGGUCCCAGUGAUCGCAACGUGGCAGAUGUUCAGUGCCGCACCAGCUGAGGUCAGAUAAGGGGUCUUCUCUUAGCAGAUAGCAGCAGCAGUCUCUUCAUAUACUAAACUGUGAUGGACUCUUGUCUAUGGUCAGAAUUCUGAAAAGACCUUUUGAAUCAUAUGUUCUUGUACAUUGUAUUAAUUAUAUUGAUUUUUAGGUUUUUAAAUAAAUACCAAAGAAUGACUUAGAGUACAGGGAUGGUGUUUCAGAUUCUUGGCCAUUGUUAGAAGAGCCCCUUUUAGGAUAGGAUUUAUAACAUUAUAUGGCAGUGUGAGGAAUUGUUUCAUUCUACAGUAUACCUAUGGUAUUCAGUGUAGGGCAUAAUCAUGCAUCAUUUGAAACCAAGAGUUUUUAUUAGUAUUGCAGAUCCCCAAAAUACCAGGUUUUUAAGCCUUACGGAAAUAUGUUGAUUUAGUAUAAAUUCCAAUAUGAAUUCCCUUAAUGUUGAUGAACCUGUAAAAGAGUCAGCUCCUGAAAGUGCCAAAAUUUAUUACAAAAUCAUGUUAUUCAAUGUGGCUCCAAAUUUAAAACAUUUUAAAUUUGUGUAAACAGAUUUGUAGACUCAUUCAUUUAUUGUUUAGUUGACAUUACUUUUUAUGUUAGUAUGUUAAGACACACUGGUCUUUGUUGAUGUCUCGUCAAGUGAGGUCCGGCCACCGUCUCCCUCCCUGCCAAGCUUGCAACAGUAGCUCUGUCAUUGUAUUGGGCUGCUAAGUAUAUUAGAUAUUUAUACUGGUGCUCUCUUAAGCAGUGGUUACAAGUUUAUCUUCACUGCUAAAGUUAUAUUUUGUAAAAAUUACUUUGAUAUGAGAAUGUUUACGAUGUGCUACAUAUGCAGCGACUGCCAAAAGUAUUUGUGUACAUGAUCUACUACUUGUACAUACAUGUAUAUGAUUGCAAUUACAGUACAUGUUUAGGUUCUUGGAAAUCCAUGAUAUAAAAAGUUUGAAGUAUGUGGAAUUUACAUAUCUUCGGUUGGAGGAGGUUUAGCAGAAAUGUAUACAUUUUGUGUAUUAUAUAUUCUUUAUUUUCUUUCAAUCUGCUGGUUUUUUCUUUCACUAGUUCUGUCUCUCUCUCUCUCCCCCCAUAUAAUAUGCAUUCUGUAUAUGUUGUACUAAAAGUCUUAAGUUUUGGAUUUGGCUCACAGGAAACCCAUCACUUACAAUUAACAUUUAGUUUGCUACAAAAGGCUAAUUAUGAGUGGUAGGUAUGUAAGAAAAAAUUUUAAAAAACUUUUAAAACUUUUUACUGGGUUUGUUGGUACAUUUCACUAUACAGUAAUAUAUAUACUGUAGAAAAAAGGGUUUCCAUUACAAUGGGGCCAGAUGCUAAAGAAAUUUACUAAUGUAAACCUUGAUCAGUCCAUGCAGAGUUGUGCUUGCUUCUGCCUUUAUCAAAUUCACAUCCUUGUUUUGUAAAAUAUACGUAUUUUUGCCUUUGUUAAACUGCUUUUUCUCAUAUUUUUAUUUUCAAAAGUUUUCUUGUGCAUAUUUCUUCACCAGCAUUGUAUAUAUACAUAAACUGUACGUGUGCUUGUCCGUUAAUUACACAUAACAGUGAAAGAUUG